This is a messenger RNA of Arthroderma uncinatum, 2781 nucleotides long. RefSeq names its product KapH. The coding region runs from base 1 to 2781 and encodes 926 amino acids. The transcript has 5 exons. Lineage: Eukaryota; Fungi; Ascomycota; Eurotiomycetes; Onygenales; Arthrodermataceae. Gene Ontology annotation, cellular component: cytosol; nuclear envelope. Gene Ontology annotation, biological process: protein import into nucleus. The record is from RefSeq and is a predicted model, not a curated record.
AUGCCUUGGCCAGAGGCUAUCACUGAAAUACUCGCAAUUCUCCGAGCAUCUACCCAGCCCGGAUCUUAUCCAAUUCAACUCCCUCGGACUCUCCUUAUCCUCCUACAGGUCAUCAAAGCACUCUCCACUGGCCGGUUAGAGAAAACGCGAAGAGGACUGCAGUCAGUGGCUCCAGAAUUAUUCCACGUCGUUGCAAACAUAUACGUCGAAAAGGUACAGAAAUGGGGAACCUUUCUGGAGUCAGGCGGGGACGAUGAAGGUGGUGCCUUGGAAGCCGUUGAGCAAAGCCUAAUGGCUCUCAAGGUCAUUCGACGACUAAUAGUUUCUGGCUUUGAAUACCCAAACAGAGAGUCGGAUGUUCAAGGAUUUUGGGCACUCUCGCUAACCCAUCUUAGUAACUUCUACUCUUUACUACAGAGACAGCCAUCAACUUUGCCUCCAGCGGUUGAAAAGCUGAUUUCAAAGCAUGUCCUCCAGCUCUCUAAGCUACAUCUGGAAAUGGCCAGGUCCCAUCCAGCCGCAUUUGGACUGUUUCCCCAGUCUGUUGAUAUGGUCAAAUCUUACUGGGGGUUGGUAGUUGAGCUAGGCAAAACGUACGGCUCGACUGAUCUAUCCAAAAUGAAGGCUGGGACGGACGGCGAUGCAGAUGAAGACGAGCAGCCAUUCUUAGAGAAGCUCUGCCUCAAGGCCCUAUUGCUUCUCCGUGCCUGUGCAAAGCUUGCAUUCUACCCCACAAACACCUUCAAAUACCAAAAACAGCAAUUCAAAGAAGAGAAGAGCCAAUGCGUGAGCAUCAUAAAGUCCGAGAUUUUCAAUGAAGAGUUUGUGGUCCAAGUCAUGGAACUUCUGGUUACCCGCUUUUUCGUGUUCAGAGCUAGUGAUCUCCGAGAGUGGGAGGAAGAGCCCGAGGAAUGGGAGAAGCGAGAGGAGGAAGAGAUCGAGGCCUGGGAGUUUUCGAUCCGUUCAUGCGCAGAGAAACUAUUCCUUGACCUUGUGAUAAAUUUUAAAGAGCUGCUUAUACCGAAGUUGCUAAAUGUCUUCUACUCUUAUGCUAAUCCAGAGAACAAAGAUAUUUUACUGAAAGACUCGCUGUAUUCCGCCGUUGGCCUUGCAGCUGCAUGUUUAGAAAAGCGCCUCGAUUUCAACUCCUUUUUGACCUCUACCCUUGUACCGGAAAUCCAGAUUCAGGGCCCCGGAUACAACAUCCUUCGUCGCAGAAUAUCUGUUAUUCUAGGCCAAUGGGUUCCUGUGAAGCCAAGCGAAGUAGAUAAAACAUCUGUCUACGGUAUCUUCCAACAUCUCCUGAAUAAAGACGACCCGAUAAACGAUCAAGUUGUUCGCGUGACUGCUGGCCGGCGACUAAGACAGGUUCUUGAUCCCUUUGAGUUCUCCGCAGAACAAUUCCAGCCCUUCUCAACGCCUAUUCUGCAGAGCCUUUUGGAACUGAUCCAGGAGGUUACUCUUGUUGAGACCAAGAUGGCGCUACUUGAGACGGUUAGGGUUGCAGUAGUUAAGAUGGAACAUCACAUAUCACCUUUUGCAGACCAAAUUGUAUCCCUACUACCGGGACUGUGGGAGCAAUCCGGCGAGGAACACUUGAUGAAGCAGGCGAUAUUAACUCUUCUUUCUUCUCUAAUCCACUCAAUGAGGGAGGACUCAACAAGAUAUCAUUCUAUGAUACUACCCCUUAUCCAAAAGUCCAUCGAACCUGGUUCGGAAACCCUCAUCUAUCUCCUCGAAGAAUCCCUAGAUCUCUGGUCUGCCGUCCUAUCAGAAACCCCAAGCCCAGCAUCCCCCGAAGUCCUCGCCUUGUUCCCAUCGGUAUUUCCCAUUUUCGCUAUCGGCAGUGACGUAGUCCGACAAGCCCUAGAAGUCACAGAAUCCUACAUCCUGCUCGCACCCCGGGAAUUUCUCGACGAGAACAUCCGCUUCCGCCUCCUAGAUAUCUUCAGCAACCUCCUCAACCCUGACGUUAAGCCCCGUAUCGGCCUAGUACCCCACCUGGCGGAACUGCUAGUGCGCACGGGUGAGUCUGCCACGGAAGAAAACAGCGAUCAUAUCUACGGCGCCAUUGCCAAGUCUCUUCUAGGCAGUGGCUUUAUGGAAACGCUUCUAUCCGCCCUCUAUGGGGCGUACGAGUCACGCGGGUCAACGGGUCCCAACAGGAAGCAAGCCACCAUCUACGGCGUGGCGGAAACCGAUCACUUCUCUGUCCUUGCACGGCUUGCGCUAGCUUCUCCCCGCAAUUGCAUAUCAGCAGUAACGUCUGCGGUCAAAACCUCGUCCGAGGAACAGACAUUCACCUGGAUUCUGAACGAAUGGUUCGCCCACUUCGAUAGUAUCGGAGACAUCAAUAAGAAGAAAUUACACACGAUGGCACUAACGCAUUUACUUACCGUCAACGGCCCUUCCUCCCCCGCUCCAACAUAUCUUCUUAAUAACCUACAAUCCUACCUAACCGUCUGGACAGACGUGAUCACCGAGUUAUCAGAUGGCCCGGAAGUGAGUCCUGGCGAUGCCAGACAUGGGGAUUAUCUGAUUUUCGGCCCCAACGAGGGCGAGGGCGAGAAGUAUCAGGAUACCGAAACUCCUGAGACAACACGUCGGCGGGCUUGGAGUACCUCGGAUGUAAUUCAUAAGAUCAAUAUCCGAGAAUUCGUUGGGCAGCAUCUUCAUGCUUUGGUUCAGGUUUGUGGAGGGACGGAUCGGUUUAGGGAUGAAUGGUUGGUUAACGUUGACAGGGAGGUUGUUAAUGGAUUUGGCCAGCUGGGGAUUAUGUAG